AUGACCGAGGGACGAGGAAGCGGCGAGCUGGAGGGCAGCACGCUCGGCAGCAGCUCGCGCGACGGAGACAGGGCGAGACACAGUCAACGACGGACACCGAGCUCGAGUUCAUUUCUCAUCGAUUCACCCUUUCUGCCCAAAUCAAGGAACCUACGGACCAGCUCUCAUCGGCCGCGGCGUUCGGAAUCGCAUCGCAACGAGAAGCGUGGCGCUCCCGAGAGCGAUAUUGCGACACCAAAGAAGAGGUCGCGGUUUCCCUGGAGUCGUAAUCGAGAGUCGCUGGACGGGUCGUCGGUGAUUGCUAGUCCUCACGAGGCCGCAGAAACGGAAACGCCUGGUUCAUCGUCCGCGCAGCAACCUUCAACGUCGGAGCCGCCACCAGCGAGAACGGACCAUAAUGAGGCUGCUCCAGGUUUGGAUAGGGAUUCACUUCAGAUUGUCAAUCUGGCUCUGAACUUGAGUGAGUCCCGGAGGAGAAAUAACCUCGGUCGCUCCGUCUCGACUCGCCUCCCAGGGGCUAGGGCGUCGGUCCCCUAUACUGAUAGUACAACGUUGACUACGAGCGCCAGCCGUGGAUAUCAGGCUCUCCAUACGCAUCGCGAUUAUACUCAAGCGGGGAUUAGUGACCGCGCCACGCCACCGGCUGGUGAAUCAGCCGUGAAUCCAUCAUCCGUGCUGGAUUUGCUACCUAAUGCCGCUGGAGGAGAGCCCUUGCCUCAAGCAUUUUCAGAAAGUACGCUUGCUCGGGCUGACAAAGCCCGGCGUCAUUUUGAGCUAUUUCAUCUCUAUUUGCGUCUGCUCCCUUCGCUUCCGCCACUGAGACAUCAUCAUGGCACGCAAGAUGCUACAGACGCCUCAUCAGCAUCAAGGGGCAGCCUUCCUCAGUCGCGAGUCUACAAUCCCCUCCAGGCGAUUCGAAAUCGAAAAGUCCGAUUCCGGGAGAGACGUCCAAUUGAUCCAGAGUCGGAAGGUUGGUAUGACGUUGCUAGGGUGCGUGAAUGGGUGAACUCGGUUCAGUCUCAGUAUGGAGAGACAAGUCAUCUGCCUUCCGAAUGUCUGAAGCUGCCGCCGUUCGAACGAGGUCGGAAGGAUCCGCCACGAGAAGAACCAGAUGAUCCAGAUGUGUUUGCAACGUCUCCUCCUUCCAGCUUGAGACGAGUCAGCCGCACUAGCAGCAUCAAAGCUCGUAGGCCAAGAUUUGACUGGAUGAUCUCGCCGGCUGAACUCCUCGCUGAUGCCGCAUGGGUUGAAGAAGGUCAGAACAAGAGUAAAAUGGUGGACAAAGACGGGGAUCUUUUGUUUCCGGACCCAGCAGAGUUGCAUCCUUCUGGUGGCAUGCCACCUACCUCUCCUGCCCAGACGCAUUUGCCAGCCAAGCCGCCAUCUGUGGGCGCACGCGCGGAUUCUGAUAUGUCUUUCUCGAAUGCUCAUCCUGCAUUGGGACCUGAGUUCAGAAGCGUCAAUCGUGGAAGGCGACGGCAUAGAUAUCACAGUCCUGCACAUGGUUUCCACAGCAGGGGUACUUCACUGACCGGCAUAGGCACCAAGGAGCGGAAAGGGGGAUUACGGUCAAGUAGCUCUUCGAGUGUCUCCACCGCUGGUGAAAGACCUCCCUGGUAUCAUCAUGCGGACAAUGUAGGUCCUGCCAGAUCAAAACUCACUCGAGCUCCGCACUCGCGAGUAGAGUCCUCUAUGACUGCUCCAGACGAAGAACAUGGCCUCGAUACAGGACCGCUGCCCUCUCAGACCUCUGUGAGCACUCAUCCGAUGAGGGCCAAACUGGACGAGCGAAGCGGCUCGUUGUCGUCCGCCGCAAGUCGUCAGGAUCCUUCUACUACUACUGCCAGCCCGCCUGUUCCCCUUGGGUACUUCCCUAGCAUUGCGUCUAACUUAUCUCCUCGAUCAAGUCGCUCACCGUCGCCGUCCAAACGGCAGCUUGCUCAGGGAAUUAUUGCUCGCCAUGUGCGAAGCAAAAGCCACUCACGCCCCCGGGAGAUCCUUGAAGACAAAUUGAUCUCUGCGGCGAACACUGCCGAUAAUCUACAACCACAAGAUGUAUCUGAUGCCACACAUCGAGGUGGUAAACUCGAACCAAGCCCAAUUCCGGAUCAAGUGUCGCCGUUAUACCAAGCUGACAAGACAGGGAGCCACACGCAUGCGCGUAAGGGAUCAUUCCAGCCAGAAUCUCGCUUGCGCGGAAUCUUGAAAGGACCCGGGAAAAUUGCGGAGAUCGUAGGCAACGAGGUCUCAAAAAUGGGCGACCUGAUCAUGAAGAAAGACGAUCCGGCUCACUCAAGGACUUCGUCAUUGGAGACAACUCUUCCCUCCGAGGAAAGUGCAUUGGACGAGGGCGAGGAAGCGAAGGGUGAAAAGAAGUCCGGGCCCAAGGCCCUCCUGCGCCGACUUCCGACAUUCUCGGAUGGAACUCCUCGCAAGCAUCUCGAGCGUGGAACCGCGAAGAAUCUUCUGCCAUCAACCGCGGCUUUGGCGACUCCAUCACGACGGAUCGAUCAAGAGGAACAGCGUAGAGCUUCGGCAGUGGAUAGUCCUUUGAAGCAGGGUGCAGAUGCUCCAUUGCAUGAUGCACAAGUGUCGCAGACGAAGGGGCUCGGCGCUUCGAUGCUACAAAAGAAGCAUGAUGCACAGGUUCUGACGGAGAAAAUCGGUGAUGGGCGAAGAUUUGAGCCCGAGUUCCACACGGUCCGGAAGCAGAUCAAGAAAGGUCAAAUCAAAGAUCCAUCAGUUCCUUUCAGCAUGACCCGUCCCCCGGUUACGGGGCUUGCGCAAGCAGAGGUCUCGGCUGCAGAUCGCCCUCAAGACAAGCGACGUGGUGCGUCAACUCAGUCAAGGACCUGGAGCAUCUCCAAUCGCAGCAUCUCAACUUCGGUGGACUCCGGUCUCCCCGAGAGAAGGGAAAUCGAGCGUACACGGGCGCUUCUUCUGACGUCGGGCAUCAAGGCGCGGGAAAUUACCCGCCGAGCCGAAUCAAUCCGCAGUCCGCCGGCAGACUUUCUACUGAAAGCGUAUGGCCCCGACUCCCCUGUGCCCCAGGUCAUCCGGCUUCAUGAAUUCGAUGUGGCGGCUAAGGGACUGCUCCGGCGAUUUGAGACUUCUCAUGAUUCGUUUCGGCGGUCUGUGGAAGGGUUCCCCAAUGUCUCCGCCUCUUUGAAAACGCAGUUGGCACAGCUGGAAGACAUGGUCAACCAGACUCUUGCCCCGCGUGUUCGAGCCCUGGCGGACGACACCGAAAAUCUCAGCGUGGACCUUAACACGACAAGUACGCUUGCAGUGAAGCAGUUGAGUGACAAACUCGACAAGGGCAUCCGGAAGCGCCAUCGGCGUCUGCGCUGGCUCCGCCGUACAGGCUUCGUCAUGCUUGAAUGGGCGCUUGUUGGGAUGCUGUGGUGGGUGUGGUUGAUCGUCAUGGCCUUCAAGGUCCUUCGCAGUAUCUUUCGAGGAGCAAUUUCCGGCAUACGGCACCAGCUCAUCACGGCUUUCGCAGCCUUUGCCUUAGCCUUCCGUCAAAUUGUCUCGCCUCGACGGCUCCGCGACACUCUUAACAACAUUCCACCACCUCCUGCUGCUGACUCCUCCCUCGGUCUCCUCCGGUUCUUCCUCUUAAGGAGGAAGGGUCUAGGAGGCUUGGUCCAGUCAACCUCGGUUGCGAAUCUUUUCGUCCUCCUUAACACGCAGUCGCGUUCUUGUCUCUCAUCAAUCGCCUUUUUAUUUCUUUCAACCACCUUUCAAGACCUGUUCCGUGCUUCGUCGCAGCGCGCAUGGUUAUGGCACCGACUGCUUGUGUACCUGCUGAAUCAACUCAGCAAUCAUGGAGGGGACGAUCUUUCGCAAUCUAGGUUGGCUGCCAAGACCCUUGUCUUGGACGUCCUGAAGAAACGCGCCGCCGAGGUGGAUGUGGACCGGUGCGGACCCGGUGAAGAAGACGCCUUUUAUGUGGCCGAUAUGGGGGAGAUCUACCGACAGCAUCUUCGCUGGAAAAUGAACUUGGGUCGCGUCAAGCCUUUUUACGCGGUCAAGUGCAACCCCGACCCGGAGAUCCUUCGUCUCAUGGCUAAGCUUGGAAACGGUUUCGACUGUGCCUCCAAGGCGGAAAUCGACCUGGCCCUCGAGACAGGUAUCGAUCCCAGCCGCAUCAUCUACGCGCAGCCCUGCAAGACCAAGUCCUACCUGCGCUAUGCCGCCCAGGUGGGCGUCAAGCAAAUGACUUUCGAUAAUGCCGACGAGCUCUACAAGAUCAAGGCCUGCUACCCUGGCGCGGAGCUCUACCUGCGGAUCCUGACCGAUGACUCGACCAGUCUGUGCCGGCUCAGCAUGAAGUUCGGCGCCUCUCUGGACACCGCCCGUCAGCUGCUCGAACUGGCCCACGAGCUCGAGCUCAAGGUCGUCGGGGUGAGCUUCCAUGUGGGCUCCGGCGCCGAGGAUCCCCGCGCGUUCCUCAAGGCCGUGCAGGAUGCUCGCCUGGUCUUUGACCAGGCCGCGGAGGUGGGCCACGAGCUCCACACUCUGGACGUCGGGGGUGGCUUCUGCCAGGACACUUUUGAACAGUUUGCUGGCAUUUUGAGUGAGGCGCUCGACACUUAUUUCCCGCCUCACAUUCGUAUCAUUGCCGAGCCGGGCCGCUACUACGUCGCCAGUGCCUUCACCCUUGCGGCCAAUGUCAUCGCCCGCCGCGAUGUGCGCGACCCGGAGGAGCCCGCCAACGAUGCCUACAUGCUGUACCUCAACGACGGCGUGUACGGCAAUUUCUCCAACAUCAUCUUCGACCACCAGCAUCCUGUGGCCAAGAUCCUGACCUGCUCCGCUGAGACCCAGCCGACCGCUCUGAAUGCUGCGACUUCAGAGGGCAUCGCCUAUUCCAUCUGGGGUCCUACAUGUGAUGGGAUCGACGUCAUCACCCAGCGGAUUGUGCUGCCUGGUCUGUUGGACGUUGGCGACUGGCUGUACUUUGAGGAGAUGGGCGCUUACACCAAGUGCAGCGCCACCCGGUUCAACGGCUUCUCGGACAACCACGAGGUGAUUUAUAUCUCGAGCGAAGCCGGUGCAACUGCUCUCCUGGAGUAUUAG
This is a messenger RNA of Aspergillus thermomutatus, 5082 nucleotides long. RefSeq lists its product as uncharacterized. Gene Ontology annotation, biological process: polyamine biosynthetic process. Gene Ontology annotation, molecular function: catalytic activity. The record is from RefSeq and is a predicted model, not a curated record. The transcript has 5 exons. NCBI's taxonomy places the organism in Eukaryota, Fungi, Ascomycota, Eurotiomycetes, Eurotiales, Aspergillaceae. Bases 1 to 5082 code for a protein of 1693 amino acids.